Molecule: messenger RNA, 543 nt
Organism: Baudoinia panamericana UAMH 10762
Lineage: Eukaryota; Fungi; Ascomycota; Dothideomycetes; Mycosphaerellales; Teratosphaeriaceae
Exons: 1
Biological process (GO): peptidyl-glutamate ADP-deribosylation
Source: RefSeq, a predicted model, not a curated record
CUUGAGGCACGUCUCAAGCUUAUCGAGGAGAGCGGCGACAUAUUCGACGCGCCCCCGAAUGCCCUACUUAUCCACGCUUGCAAUUGCCAGGGCAGCUGGGGUGCAGGCAUCGCUAAGGCGUUCAAGGACAGUUAUGGAGAUGCAUAUCAUGACUACGUAGAUCAUUGCAACGAGAACAAGGCCGAAAGCCUCAUAGGGACAGCACUGCUUAUCCCACCAGCCGCAACCGCGCUCAAGCCAUCAAAUAACAAAUCAUCGCCGGAGCGCAAACACUUCGUAGGCUGCCUCUUCACCUCGCGCUUCUACGGUAAGCGGAAAGACAGUCCCACGAAGAUCCUCGAUGUCUCGGGUCCGGCGAUGGAGGACUUGCUGUCGCAAGUUGACGCAUGGAACGCCAAGGCGAAGCCGGACAGUCGUAUAGGCGAAGUGCGCAUGUGCAAGAUCAACUCCGGUUUGUUCGCAGUGCCAUGGCCGAAGACCAAGGCGGUUCUGAAGUCCAUUAAUGUAAGCAAGCGCGAUGUGACGGAGAUAAAGGUCAUCUCG